AUGGCAUCUCAAUUACUACCGCUGGAGCUCAUCGAUCGAUGUGUGGGUUCACCAAUCUGGGUCAUAAUGAAGGGCGACAAAGAGUUCAGCGGGACUCUGUUAGGCUUUGAUGACUUCGUCAACAUGGUACUCGAAGAUGUAACGGAAUAUGAUUACUCGGGAGCACAAACAAAGCUUCCCAAGAUCUUGCUCAACGGGAACAAUAUCUGCAUGCUCAUUCCUGGCGGUAUGCCCGAAGCCAGUGAAGGAUGA
Baudoinia panamericana UAMH 10762 is the source of this 252-nucleotide messenger RNA. RefSeq lists its product as uncharacterized. Gene Ontology annotation, cellular component: U4/U6 x U5 tri-snRNP complex; U6 snRNP; Lsm1-7-Pat1 complex. Gene Ontology annotation, molecular function: RNA binding. Bases 1 to 252 code for a protein of 83 amino acids. Lineage: Eukaryota; Fungi; Ascomycota; Dothideomycetes; Mycosphaerellales; Teratosphaeriaceae. Gene Ontology annotation, biological process: mRNA splicing, via spliceosome. The record is from RefSeq and is a predicted model, not a curated record. The transcript has 5 exons.